Podarcis lilfordi (Lilford's wall lizard) is the source of this 5174-nucleotide messenger RNA. The record is from the annotation of a GenBank genome assembly. Lineage: Eukaryota; Metazoa; Chordata; Lepidosauria; Squamata; Lacertidae.
AUGACUCUGGGGCUCCUUUUUCUGCUUUGCUUUGAACUAGGUAAAUUGAUAACAGAAAACCCAAAGUCCUCCUCCUCCUGCUGCUGCUCAAGAAACUUUUCUGUUGAUACAAUGGCAGGCUGAGGAUAGAAAGCAUCUUGAAGAAAUGGUAGCUGUGGAACGGUUAGUUCCAGAAGACAAAGUAAGGACCCUCGAAUCCCUCCCACAAAAUAGUGGCAGUCUGCAGACACAAUAAGUGCACAUAGGACUUCAGUCAAUAUGAGGUUUCAGCUCAGUCCUGGAAACUGCUUCUGAUGCACCUGCCAUGACAUGACAUAGAUGAGUUCUUAAGGAGAUGCUUUCUAUUUUCUGCAGAAUCCUUGUCGCUUCUCCAUUCUAAGUGACCAUCUUUAAUGAUUCCCAUUCCCUCUGCUGCUUUACACAGAUGAAGCUAUCAAAUGCCAUGUCUGUGACAAUGUGAAGGAAGACAACACCUGUUUCCAUAAAUCAUACAUCUGUUCUGGGGGCAUUACAGAAAGCUGCUUCACUCGGAGAGUUUCUCUAGGUGAGUCGUAAGAGGUGAGGUUGGAGGUUCCAUGAAAAACCCGCCAUGCAGGAGGGUCCAUGAAAGACCCGCCAUGCAGCUGGUUGCUCUAAUGCUGGUCAGAACAGAGUUUUAUGCUGAUACUAAGGAGGGGUGCAUCUAUCAAUUGCAGUUUCUCAUUUUCCCAGUUUUUAGGGUUGCAUCCCAGGCUAGUCCUGCUCAGAGCAGACCCACUGAAAUUAAGAGACAUGGCCACCUUGGGCCCAUUCAUUUCAAUGGGUCUACUUUGAGUAGGUUAGUGGAAUAUUUUUCUGUAUUUGACUUCUUAACAUUUCCCCAUCAAUUUCUGAAUACUUUUAAAUCCCCAUUAAAAAAAUUAGUACAAAUUUCCCACAAUAUACACAUUUUUGCAUACAGUUCUGGUGAAUAUACACUCUUUUUGCAAAGCAAUUUCCCCUAAUAGAAUGUAUUUUAGGGGACUUCCGGGGUCGCGCCAUCGGUAAUGGCGGAUUCCCUCUGAUCCGGAGGGACUGGCUCCACGGAAAACGGGUCUGUUCCGCUACGGCGAAGCGGGGACCCUUUAAAAAAUCACAGGCGGAUGAAGCCUGUGACCAUGGGACUCGGCGGGCACCUUUCGCGCCCCCCCAAUUCGUAAAGGAACCCAAUUACGGGCUCCGGAGCGAAGAGGGGCUAGUGGCGUGGUGCUGAGAGUCAACUGCUUCUUCCGUGGAGUGAAGCCGCACAGCCGUUGCCGGAGAGUGCUACCUUUUUCCUGGGACAAUUUGGCUACAAAAACAACUACCCAUGAGCAGAUCAAAUUUGGACAAUUGGACUUUAAACAACGAUCUGUGAGUAGAAUGGAAAAUUGGAUUAAGAAAUUCCUCUUAAUUUGGCACUGAAGCGGGAAGGUCUAAACAGGAAGUCAGCCUUCCGUUUCUUGUAGAUAGAUUAAAGCAAAGACAUGGCAAACUAGAGUGUAGAAAAUCAUUUGUAAAGGAUCAACUUUCAUCAUCUAAAAUUACUGAACCCCCUUUGGAAGCAGGAGAAGAGGGGUUUUUUUUUCUGGAUUGUUUAAACCUGCAGAAGAGAGUGUAAAGAAAAGUAAUUUUCCACCGUCUUGAACCUGGGAGCGGGGUGUCAGGACAGACGUUUUUGGGAAGUUCAUUGACUAUAGACAAAUGUUUUUGACAGACAGUUAAAAGAAGAGAAACAUAGUGAUUCCAUUGUCCUCUUUCGCAUUUUAAAGGAACAAAUAUUGACAAAAUAUCUGAAAAAGGAAACUUUGUUGUUAGAUCUGCUGUUAAAAAAAAAGAAAAGGGUUGGAUACAAAUAGAAGUUCUUCCCCUAGAGGGAGCUUGUGAAACUGUUAUUAAAUUUGAACUGGGGAGCUUCGCAGCUGCAACAGAUUAAGAUCGUGGGAACAGACUUCUGACCUUGCAUAACAAUGUACUCAGAGGCUCUGGUGCGUGCUUUAUUGGAACAGUUACAUGAGAAGACGGAUUUGAUGACUGUUGCGAUCAGAAAUUUUGGACAGGUAGUGGGUAUCUAUAUAGAACCCACUCAAAAAUCAAUUCAGGAGUGUGCGCUGACAGAUCAGAUGAAGGAGGAGGUUGUGGCUGGACCCCAGGAGGCAGAGAUGGAGGGAACCGUGGCCCAGCAGGAACAUGAGUUGUUGGAUCUGACGAAUGAACCUGGAAAAAGCCAGAUUUGGAGAGAUAGAGUCUUGUUUGGCUUGGAGAUGGGGGGCUGGAUAGACCCCCCUUUGCAGGGAUGUUUUGACUUUUCAAGUCUGGUGUUGGGCCUGGAGGAGUUUGGAGUUGUGGGGGUCCUCAAUUUUGGAGGGACCUUGAAACAUGCUUUUAAAUACCACAUGGAGUUCAGUGUGGACUAUGGAAAAUGGGCUGAUCUGUCGAGAAGGGACAAAAAUACUGUCAAGCUGGAGUCUCCACGAGUGAAAGGAGCAGAAGACAAAGUAAAGUACAGGUAUAAAUAUGAAGAAGAUCUGCGGAAGGGAUAUGGAAGAGACUUAAGGGCCUCGGACAUAAGGUUACCAGGUUAAUGAACUAGAUGGAUGGGAUAGAAAGGACUGACAAGACCCGAGACCAGGAGGAAGAGACGUUGGAUGAAGAUUGGAGAAAGUUUCAAAAAUUCUAUUUAGGAAUGUUUUUUAAAAUUAAUGAGUAUUAGAAAAAUGUUGGAACAAAAUUAUUUGACUUUAGCAGAAAUGUUAAAAAGAACUAUGCAAGAAUAUGUUAUGGUUAUGAGAAAUUGGUAUAAAUAAGACUUAAGUUUUAAGUUUUAGGGUUUUUUAUAGUAAGAUAAGGUUAAAAUAGAUUAAGGUAAUUUAAUGACAGAAUAUCAGAUGGGAAGGAUUUGCUGUGAUAAUUAAUAACUAGAAUACAAAAAAGGGAGGGGUGAGGAGGUCGAUGAAAUAAGGUAAUGACAGUUAAGGAUUUGGGAACAUUGGAUCUGUUUUUAAACUUUUGUGGUUUAUUUUUGUUUUUUGAUUUUGAUGUGUUAUGUGUUUUGUUUUUGCUUUUUGCUUUUGAUUUUUAUCGACUUGUAUUGUUUGAUUGCCGUUUGUUUUUUCCUUGUUUUUUUCUUCUUUUUCUCUUUGUUUUUUCUGUAAUCUUAAAAUUCUUAAUAAAUAUCAUUAAAAAAAAAGAAUGUAUUUUAUUUUCACCAAUAUAUGCACACUUUGCACUAGCAGAUGCAUGUUUGCACAGAUAUGCAGCACCCUUCCAGGUUAGAGGGGUGGGGAGAGGGAGUUGCAGUUCUCCAUAAAAAUUCCAUCUUUCUCAUCAAGGGAUCAAUCUACUCAUGUCUGGCGUCAGGAGAUUGUUUGUGGUGCUGGGCUAGAGAGACAGAAUAAGGAUGCUGUUAGUGCACGACCUGCCCUGCUCCUUUGUAACCUACCUGACCAAGUUGGCAGAGGUGGUCUCAAAUAUGGUGUUGGAGAACCCUCACACGUGUUGUUGGGGGACCUCAAAAUCCAAGCCGAGGCUGCCUCAGAUGAACUGGCUCAGGACUUCGUAGCCCCCAUGACAACCAUAGGGCUGUCUCAGUACCUCAAUUAUCCAGCACAUGUGGUGGGGCAUACCCUCAACCUGGUCUUUGACACAAAGAAGACUGGUAAUACUUUUUUGAUUGGGAGGCUCGUUGUGAGUCCAUUAUCAGGGAUGGAUGGAGUGAAUGUAGCUACAGCAGUCGGCAAGAAUGGGGGACCCAUUGAGUUGGUCCACCCUCAGAGACUGAUGGAAUCUGAUGGAUUCUUGAAUGGAUUCCUCUGAGGGAUUUCCUGGCUGGCAUGGCUGGCACUCCUGCUGAGGCUCUUGCCUCACUGUGGGAUGGUGAGAUGCCAAGAGCCCCUGACUCGAUCACCCCUGAGCAGCUUUGCUGUUACUGUGGAACAUGUAGAUCACCUUGGUAUUCUAGUGACCUGCAUGCAACGAAGCAAAGGGAUUGGAGGUUAGAGGGUAGAUGGUGCAAGACUAGGUCCAAACCUAACCGAGGUGGCAUCACUGUGCCUACCACAUGGUGGUGGAGGUGGCAAAGGAGAAGAAAGCUUACUUCUCUGCUACCACUGCGUCUGCAAGUAGAUGUUCAACAGAGCUUUUCUGAGUGGUGAAUGGGCUUUUCUCAGCUGGCCAAGAGAAGGUUCCUCUGACACUCUAGGAGGCCUGCUGUAACCACUUUGCGAGGCUCUUUGGGGGAAAAAUCACUCAGAUUUGGACAGUGCUAGAUGCCAUAGUUAGAGCAAGCAGGUGUCUGCAGCAAAGUCUGUUCCAUCUGUGCUGGGUCAGUUUAUAUUGUUGUGGACGAGCUGCUGGAAGAAGUGUGGCUGAUCACCUUGACCCUUGCCCAUUUGAGCUUCUUUGAGGUAGCCAUAGCAGGUUGACUGGGUGGGUCCAGUGAGUGAUUAAUGCUUCCAUGGAGGCGGGAAGUACCAUUUGUCUUGAAGGAGGCAUAAAAUAAAACAGAACUAUAUACAGAGAUUUCAUUCCUUUCUGCUCCCUGCAGCCAUCUGGCCAGAGAGAUAAGCUCACAGACUCCCACAGACACUGGCAGACACUGAAUCUCUCCUCCACCAGACAUGCCCAGAUAAAGAAACCUGGGGAGAAUUCUCAUUGCUAAGCAGAAUUGGCUCAUGUACAGAUCUCCCCGAAGGAUCAUUUCAAGUUUAUUUUGGAAUCCACCCAAAAUAAAUACAUUGUCAUCCCACUGAGAUUUCUGCUCAGGGUGACAUAAAACUUUCUUACUGAAGGUGGCUGGUGAGGAAGCACACAUGUCCCAAGCCUCAUAAUUUGGGGGAAGUAACAGUGACCAUUAACCAAAUGUUGCAGCUCCAUCACCAGUGUGCAACACCAGGAGCCUUCACAGCAGUGCAUCUCUUCCAAGAAGUGUGCACUGCCAGCCUCUCCCACUUGAGGGCUCAGUGACUUUGCAUGCCUCACAACUGCUUCUCUUUCUGCCUCCUUCCUUAGGACCGGUGGUCGUGAAGAUUCAGCGAGGCUGCGGUUCCACCUGCUAUACAGUUGUUAGCAACCGCCGCUUCCGUAAAAUAGAAUUCUUGUGCUGCAAGAAAAGCUUCUGCAAUACCCAUAACAUCUGGCCUGAGACCCCAGACAAGAAUAUUCCAUGGACUUUCUGA